UUGUACAAACGUAAAACCCUGCAAAUCUCUCUCUCUCUCUCUCUCUGAAAGUCUCUGUAUUUCUCGCUCUUUGAAAGGAAAAUUUGGGGGAAAUGAGCAGUUGGAAGAAUCUUCUAUUACGAAUCGGCGACAAGUCUCAUGAGUACGGCACGUCUACAGACUUCAAAGACCACAUUGAAACAUGUUUUAGCGCACUUCGGCGAGAGCUGGAACACUCCGAGAAAGAUAUUUUGGAUUUCCUUGUUCAAUGUGUUGAACAAUUGCCUCACAAGAUUCCUUUGUAUGGGACAUUGGUUGGCUUGAUGAACUUGGAAAACGAGGACUUCGCUAGGAAAGUAGUGGAGAAUACUCAGACUAAUCUUCAGGAUGCCCUUGAUUCUGGAAAUUGCAACAGGAUUCGUAUUUUGAUGCGGUUUCUGACUGUGCUGAUGUGUAGUAAAGUUCUCCAAUCCAGUUGUCUAGUUGUCGCCUUUGAAACACUGUUAUCAUCAGCUGCCACAACAGUGGACGAGGAGAAGGGAAAUCCCUCUUGGCAAGCAUGUGCUGACUUCUACAUUACUUGUAUUUUAUCUUGUCUCCCGUGGGGAGGAGCUGAACUGGUGGAGCAAGUUCCUGAGGAGAUUGAGAGAGUCAUGGUUGGUGUAGAAGCUUAUUUGAGCAUCAGAAGGCAUGCUUCUGACCGUGGCUUAUCGUUUUUCGAAGAUGACGAUGAAGCUAAGAAUGGACUUGGUGAAAAGGAUUUCUUGGAAGAUUUGUGGAGUCGGAUACAAGAUUUAUCCAACAAUGGAUGGAAACUUGAUAGUGUUCCUAGGCCUCAUCUUUCAUUUGAAGCUCAACUGGUUUCUGGUAAGUCUCAUGAGUUUGGUCCCAUCAGCUGCCCUGAGCAACUCCAUUCACCUUCAACACUUUCUGGGAUAACUCAUGGUAAACAGAAGCAUGAAGCAGAGCUAAAGUAUCCUCAAAGAAUACGCAGACUGAAUAUAUUUCCUGCAAGUAAAGCUGAGGACCUACAACCUAUUGAUCGGUUCGUUGUGGAGGAGUAUCUGCUAGAUGUGCUUUUCUUCUUCAAUGGCUGUCGGAAGGAAUGUGCUGCAUUCAUGGUUGGCCUCCCUGUGCCUUUCAGAUAUGAGUAUCUCAUGGCGGAGACAAUUUUCUCCCAGUUACUUUUGCUACCACAACCUCCAUUCAGGCCAAUGUAUUACACCUUGGUUAUUAUAGACCUCUGUAAGGCUCUUCCUGGGGCCUUUCCUGCUGUUGUGGCGGGUGCAGUUCGGGCUCUUUUUGAGAAAAUAGCUGAUUUAGAUAUGGAAUGUCGGACACGACUCAUCCUUUGGUUUUCACACCACCUGUCAAACUUCCAAUUCAUCUGGCCAUGGGAAGAGUGGGCUUACGUCUUGGACCUUCCAAAAUGGGCCCCACAACGUGUGUUUGUCCAGGAAGUUUUGGAGAGAGAAGUCCGUUUGUCAUACUGGGACAAAGUGAAACAGAGCGUUGAGAAUGCACCUGGUUUAGAAGAGUUACUUCCCCCUAAGGGUGGACCAAACUUCAGAUUCAGUGUGGAUGGUGAUACAGAAAGAACUGAACAACAUGCACUUUCUGCGGAUCUUAGUAACAUGGUGAAAGGAAGGGCUACUGCCCGUGAAAUAAUUUCAUGGAUUGAAGAAAGUGUGUUUCCACUUCAUGGUCUGGAAGUAACUCUCAAAGUGGUUCUUCAAACUUUUCUUGACAUUGGAUCUAAAAGUUUUACUCAUUUGAUCACUGUCUUGGAAAGAUAUGGCCAAGUAAUAGCAAAGAUAUGUCCUGAUCAAGAUAAGCAAGUCAUGCUUAUAGCUGAGGUGGGUUAUUACUGGAAGAAUAAUGCCCAAAUGGCAGCUAUAGCAAUUGAUAGGAUGAUGGGAUACCGGCUUAUAUCUAAUUUGGCUAUUGUGAGAUGGGUCUUCUCUGCAGAAAAUAUUGAGCAAUUUCAUACGUCUGAUCAUCCUUGGGAGGUUCUAAGAAAUACGGUUAGCAAGACAUAUAACCGUAUCUCUGAUCUUAGGAAAGAGAUAUCGUCUCUUCAGAAUGGUAUUGUACCAACUGAAGAAGCUGCAACUAAGGCAAAAGCUGAGUUAGAAGCUGCUGAAGCAAAGCUUACACUUGUGGAUGGUGAACCUGUUCUUGGUGAAAAUCCUGUGAAGUUGAGUCGAUUGAAAUUGCGUGCUGAAAAGGCAAAAGAGGAAGAGGUGUCAAUACGUGAGUCUUUGGAGGCAAAGGAGGCUCUUCUUGCUCGGGCCCUUGAUGAAAAUGAGGCAUUGUUCCUUGCUUUGUACAAAAACUUCUCUAAUGUAUUGACGGAACGCCUGCCUGAUGCAUCUAGAGCUGGAACAUUGUCGGAAUUAAAGUCUGUUCGUGCAGAUUCAAUGUCGGUUGACCUUGAAGAAUCAUCAGCAAUGGAGGUGGACAAUGAGAAUGAAAGACAACAAAAAAGUCAAUCAAAUGGUGGAAGGACUAGUAGUGAUGGCUAUAACAUAGGUGAAAAAGAGCAGUGGUGUUUGUCGACUUUGGGCUAUGUCAAGGCCUUCUCGAGACAAUAUGCCUCUGAGAUAUGGCUGUACAUUGAGAAGUUGGAUGUGGAGGUAUUAACCGAGAAUGUGCAUCCUCUCUUCCGAAAAGCCGUUUAUUGCGGACUUCGUCGGACAAUCAAUUAGAUGUGAUGUGGAGUGAUGUGAUGUGAUUUAUUGCAUAGGGAGGCAAAUCGGAAUGAGUUGAUACGUUGCUGGAGACUACUUCGCUUUUAUUAAUGCUCUAACAUCUCAUCUAGCUGAGGCAGAUUUCUUUAAUAUUUUUUUUUGGUGGCUUGUUUUCAAAGAUGAAUAUGUUUAGUUUACAAACCAGAAAGUAGUAUUCAAAGCAACUUUGAUUAGAAUUAAUGCGGAUGUGUAUAUUAUGAUUCAUUUGUGCAACUAUUGAAUCGUCUGCUUCCUUGUGUUAGCAAGGAAUAUUUACUAUGUUUGAUGGGGCCAUA
Messenger RNA from Juglans regia (Persian walnut), 3004 nucleotides. RefSeq names its product nuclear cap-binding protein subunit 1. Gene Ontology annotation, molecular function: RNA cap binding; protein binding; mRNA binding. Lineage: Eukaryota; Viridiplantae; Streptophyta; Magnoliopsida; Fagales; Juglandaceae. The transcript is spliced from 19 exons. Gene Ontology annotation, biological process: mRNA export from nucleus; nuclear-transcribed mRNA catabolic process, nonsense-mediated decay. Gene Ontology annotation, cellular component: nucleus; nuclear cap binding complex. Bases 93 to 2687 code for a protein of 864 amino acids. The record is from RefSeq and is a predicted model, not a curated record.